Lingula anatina is the source of this 3967-nucleotide messenger RNA. RefSeq lists its product as uncharacterized. Gene Ontology annotation, cellular component: plasma membrane; signaling receptor complex. NCBI's taxonomy places the organism in Eukaryota, Metazoa, Brachiopoda, Lingulata, Lingulida, Lingulidae. Gene Ontology annotation, biological process: cell surface receptor protein tyrosine kinase signaling pathway; multicellular organism development; protein phosphorylation. The record is from RefSeq and is a predicted model, not a curated record. Gene Ontology annotation, molecular function: protein binding; transmembrane receptor protein tyrosine kinase activity; ATP binding.
CAAAUAAUUUACGAAACUGCUCACGGUUGUUUGCAAUGUUUGUGUAACGUCUCAUUAAAAACUACACCAGAGCACAAUAGCGUUGGGGAGCGGCGCGAGGAAGAAAUCAAACAUGGCGUUACUCAGCAUAAAAAAAGCGGCCAAUCAAUGGGUUUGCACUAAGACCUUUAAAAGAAUAUUAUCGGACUUCUGCCAAGAAUGUUAAUUUUCCCCGACGAGCUCUAGGUUAACGAACCAGACACUGAGGACCUUGCUCGUUAUUUUUACCUUUAUGCAGGUGGUAGGCACUUUACACCCACUUGGUAUAUAUAUAAAAAACUACUCAAACGAACAUUGUGAUUAUAGACCUCGCCGUACAUAGAAUUGCGGAAUCUCAUUGUCUUGCUUGGAAGAGGACAGAGGCGGAGAUCGGGUUUCUUACUGAUCGGUUGGGAAAGAAUGAACUAAAUUGAUUGGAAUUACUGAUACGAAACAGAAAUUCAGACAACUCCGACAAGGUAAUUGGUUCUUACCUGAAUAUAGUUCCUAGAAAAACAACACCAGCGAGCAUUCAGCUAGAGUGAGCUACAUGCAGAUCAUGGCACUGAGGUCUGCCAGAGGAAGAGCAGCUCCAUCUGCACUGUAACAGCGAAUCAGCUGGUGUCGCCGUUACAUUAUUGAUAGAAAUACGGGCUGCGCUUUCCGUGUCGUUUUAGACUAGUCCACACGCGGAGCUGACAGAGUCAGCAACACACCGCCGUCAUAGUGCUCCACUGGGGACAUGCUGCGUGCCACAGAAACCAUUUGAUGAACGCUCCCACGGCGCUAACAAACUUCAUUAACAAUCGCACAUACGGUGAAUAUCAGUCGACAACAGUAACGAGGCAGACGCUAUAAGCACAUCUUGUAAGUUAAUUUGGGAGUAUAAUCAUUUUAAAGGUACCUUGAAAGGAAAACACAAUUACAAAGGUGGAGCCGCUGAUCCAACGGAGGUUUUGUUUCACGUCGCUUCACAGCAAUUGUAGAACUAUACUCUUUUGUUUAACAGAAUACAAGAGAAGUCUUCACGAGGCUUAAAAUGCCGUCUGGGCACUGGUCACCACUGGUCAUACGGCUGUGUUGUAUAUUAACGGUCAUCAUCAUGACAACAGAUAGACUCUCCAUCAGUGGUCAGUCGACGCGCAGCUGUCCAGAGGUCUGUAGGUGCCGUAACGAGAGGUACGCCGGGCUGACCACCGACUGUAGCUUCACGGGGGGCGGGAUGAACGCCUCGGUCUGGAGAGACAUCUCUCCCCGGACCAAGAAACUAUUGCUGUCUGGAAAUGGGUUGUCGGCACUGCCAAGAGGAGCUUUUGGAAACAUAGGAAAUCUACAGAUGUUGUCUCUGAGUGAUAACAAGUUUGCUGACCUGGCUGACCUGGUGGCCGUCAUGUCGAAGAAUGCCACGUCCUCAAUUUUAAACAUGAAUCUUGCCGGGAACCGCUUGAAGUACAUUGCUCACGGAGCCUUUGCGGAACUCACAGUCCUAGAAUCAUUGCUUCUCAAUGAUAACGUGAUAGAGAAACUUGAACCGGAAUCGAUGCGGAACACAAGUCGCCUUGUUACUCUAGAAAUAAGCGGAAAUUUUCUUCGAGAACUCCACAACGAUACGUUCAAAUACUGUACCAAUUUACAACAUUUAACGCUGAAGAGGAACCCUCUUGUUUCCAUUGAUGAUCAUGCCUUCAGCACCAUCAAACAUUUAAAAACGCUGGACCUCAGCGCGUGCGGUCUUGGUCGGCACAACAUAACGAACACGUUUCAGAAUCUGAGUUCCCUAGAGACGUUAAUGCUUGACAACAACGAAAUAUCAGACUUACCAGAAGGAGCACUGAAAGGGACAAAUAGUCUAACCACAUUAUGGGCUGUGAACAACUCAAUGGUAAAAUUUCCCCUCUCUGCCAUCCGAGGACUGAAAUCUUUGACCACCCUAUACCUAAGUAAUAACAAGAUACAAGUGGUUCCUGCCAACUUGUCCGAACUCGUGGCUCUGAAGUAUCUAUAUCUUGAUGAUAAUGAAAUUCACACAUUUGAAGAUGGCUCUCUUCAAGGUCUGCAUAGACUGACGACUUUGUGGCUCUCCCGCAAUAAGAUCAGCUAUCUACCAGAAUCUUUUCAAGAUCGUUUCAAUCACUUGGAGUAUGGCAAUGUGCCGUUGUCCAAGAACCCAAUGUCAUGUGACUGUCACAUGGUGUGGUUUGCUCGCUGGGUCAGGCGAAAAAGUGGGUUCAUAGUUCCAGAGCCUGUUUGUGCGGAACCUGCCAAGUUAAAGGGCAUUUCCAUGGCAACAGUUCCCCUGGAGGAUAUGCUGUGCUCAACAACUCCAGUUUUAUGCAAUGUUCAAGAUCCUAACUGCCAGAAACUGUGUGGUAAUAAAACGUCUUGCUUUGUCUGUCCUGCUGGGAGUUAUGGGACAAUCUCCAAAGACAUGUCCGCCAUGUCCUGUACCAGCUGUCCUGCUUUUUCCACGAGUCCCCUGGGUAGUCGAUCUCUAGGCGACUGUCAGUGCAGGGAGGGCUAUGCUCAGAAUGGAACCACUGCCCUCUGUACAGCUUGUCCCAAAGAUACCUACAAGCCAACCAUUGGUCCAGGACAGUGUCUGGGGUGUAGGAACGGUUCUUCCACCUUCUAUGAGGCCUCCCCCCACUGUGAUUGCCAACCGGGAUUCACACUUAAUAAAAAUAAAGAAUGCACUGCGUGUCCAGAGAAUUCUUUCAAGGAGUACCCAGGCCCUGGUGCAUGCACUGUGUGUCCAGCAUUUUCUGAGAGUUCUGUUGCCAGCGUUUCAUUCAUAGACUGCAACUGUACCUACGGAGAGUUCCAGAGCACGCACCAGAAGUUUGGAAAAUGUCAGGAGUAUGUUGGGCAAGAGAAGGUGUUGAUGAGGUUGCAGACUCCACCCCCAGGGUAUAAGGUUGAUUUAGUACCAGUGAUAAACAACAGUGUGGAGCAGAGACAGGAGCCAAAUCACACUGUUGGCAUGGUUCUGGGAGUCAUCACAGGUCUUGCAGGAAUGGUGAUUUUGGGCAUCAUGACUGCCCUGUUUUUGUUCAGGAGGAAUAAGAAAGCCAGCAAGUUCUCAGUCAACGAUCUGUAUGAUGAAGCCAGUGAGCCUGCCCUCAGUAUCAGACAUCACUCGGUGGACAACCUGUACUUUGAUAAGAAGCAAUAUUUACAGUGGGAAUUUCCAAAGAAAAAUCUUAAGAUUGGCCGUAUCCUAGGUCAGGGGGCGUUUGGGCAAGUCCACGAGGCUUGGGCUGAGGGUUUGGACAGUGUGGUGAAGCCAGAAAAGGUUGCUGUCAAAACACUGAGAGAGCGAGCAACAGCAGAGGAGAAAGAGGCGCUGAAGGUGGAGCUGGACCAGAUGAUUUAUGUUGGUAACCAUCCUAAUGUAAUCAACCUGCUCGGAGCUUGCACAUAUGGCGGUCAGCUGUUGAUCAUAAUGGAGUAUGCAGCCCAUGGAAAUCUUCUGAACUACCUAAAGAACAAGUCCCUUCAGCUGGACUUUGCUUACAGGGAUGCCACAAACCCUCUCAUUGUGACUGAAGACAAGGACAUCUUGUCGUUUGCCUGGCAGAUUGCCAAGGGGAUGAGCCACUUGGAAAGUCUGAAGUGCAUCCACCGUGAUCUGGCAGCAAGGAACAUCCUCAUCAGUGAAACAAUGGUGGCCAAAGUCUCGGACUUUGGUUUGGCACGAGAGGCUUACGAGAGUGGAUAUUAUUUCAAGGAAUCCAAGGGUCGUCUGCCAUUUCGGUGGAUGAGCCCCGAGUCCCUCCUGUCUGGCCAAUACACGACAAAGAGUGACGUCUGGUCCUAUGGGGUGGUUCUCUGGGAAAUGGCCACCCUCGGCGGCACCCCAUACCCAGGCAUCCCCCCUGAGCAGAUGUACGAGAUGCUGAGAUCAGGAUACCGGAUGCCACGCCCUGAACACUGCGGACAGGAGAUGUAA